AUGGCAAGCCACAUUAUUGGGAACAGAAACAGCACCCCUGAGGCUUCGAAGUCAUCUCUUCGCCCCCCGUCUUCCUCCCGCACUCUAGGGGGCUCUCAUCAGCUCCGUGCCUCUGCCGACAUGUCCGGCUUCGCCCCACCGCUGUCCGCUCGCAAUAUUCGCCCCGCAUCGGAAGUAUACUUCAACCAACAAUCUCAAAACCAAAACAAUGCAGACGAUGCACUGGAUCGAGCUGCGCAGCAGUGGUUGGCGGAUAUCGAUCAAUAUGAGACGACUUUGGAGGAAAUGGCUGCCGCCACGUUGGACCAGGAUUUCAAGGAUGAGCUUAGCGCUAUUGAGCAGUGGUUUCGUGUUUUGAGUGAAGCUGAGAGGACUGCCGCUCUCUAUGCUUUACUUCAACAGACAACCCAGGUUCAAAUUCGAUUUUUCAUUCAGGUGUUGCAACAAAUGUCCCAAAGUCACCCAAUGUCAAGUGUGUUGUCCCCCGCAACGUUCGGCGAAAAAGAUGCCAUGUCCAACCGUCUAAGCGAUGCUAUGUCAAAGCUAAACGUGGAAGGGUCUCGCAACUCUCUGGUUCGCCCUCCUCCGUCUCCUGGCAAUAAGCGUAACUCAGGACUUGACACUUCAACUAUCAAUGCUAUGUUUCCCGACGCUGCAGCUGCUAUUGCCAAGAAGAAAGCUGAGCUCACUCAACAAACUGGGAAUGCUCCUGUAUCGAACCGUAACAGUGCUGUUUUUAGUGGAGACAGGUCUUCACUGGUUGCUCCUACCAUCUCUACCACUGACGUUGGCAAAGAUAGCUUGCCUCAACCUCCUGCCUCUCCUUGGACUCAUCGUGCGCCAGAACAACAGGCACCCAUUGCACGGCCCAAGUCUUCAUCUGGCCAGCAGCAGCAGCAGCAGCCCAUGGGCCAAUUUUCUCAGCCACUUCAAUCUGCUGGUCUUCGAUCUCCACUUUCAUCUGGACCUUCCAAUAUACAAAACACUACCAUCACCGCUCCCGAUUUCAUGCCAGAGCCUCCGAUUCUUUCCCCUUACAACGUAGGCAAUGCAAGCUGGGCUUCCAUGACAAAUACCCCCAUGGUCUCGUCCUUCAACCAACAAAGCCAGCCCAACCAAGCCGAUAUGAUUGCCAAUGCCACUGCCAUGAAACUCGCUGCUUUGUCAACUGUUAAUAACCGUAUUGCCUUAGAUGAUGCACGCAAAUACCGCCGUACCCGGUCUAACGAUAACCAAAACCGUAUGCAUAACCAGCCACCUGUUUCUCCCGGCCUCCCAAACACCAUUCCUGGAACCAAUGUCAUCAUGGUUAAUGACUCUGGUCAAAUUCUGAACCCUCAACAGGUUGCUGCUCUGCAGGCUCAACAGCAAGCUGCUCUCAGUGGACGUCGCUCUCGUCCUAACUCUCCAGGGCUGGCGCUUCAAGGAACGCCGCUACAGAUGAAUUUCACUUCUCCUCAGAACAACGGGUUCCUGGCUGCAUAUGACGCCAAUACCUACUUGGGUAACACUCUUGGUGGAAUGGGAGUCAGUCAAUUCAGUGGCGCUGGCAGUCACGAAGGAUAUUUGUCUGAUCAUUCUGAGAUCGCGCGUGGCCGCUCUCCGCGCGGCCGACGUGGAAGCUCGAAGCCACCGGAAGACCCAACCGACCCAGCUCUUCUCCAAGACAUCCCCGGUUGGCUUCGAUCCCUUCGCUUGCACAAGUACACUGACAACCUUAAGGAUCUUAAGUGGACAGAAUUGGUCGAGUUAGAUGACAAAGGUCUGGAAGCUCGUGGUGUGAAUGCCCUUGGUGCAAGGAACAAGAUGCUAAAGGUUUUCGAACAAGUUAAGGAGGCAAAGUCGGAAGGAAAGCUCGACAAUAUCAUCUAA
Molecule: messenger RNA, 1872 nt
Organism: Microsporum canis CBS 113480
Lineage: Eukaryota; Fungi; Ascomycota; Eurotiomycetes; Onygenales; Arthrodermataceae
Product: SAM domain-containing protein
Exons: 3
Coding region: 1-1872 (623 amino acids)
Biological process (GO): nuclear-transcribed mRNA poly(A) tail shortening; regulation of mRNA stability
Cellular component (GO): P-body
Molecular function (GO): translation repressor activity; mRNA binding; protein binding
Source: RefSeq, a predicted model, not a curated record